Messenger RNA from Sapajus apella (tufted capuchin), 1580 nucleotides. It is a transcript of the gene TMEM45A, whose product is annotated as transmembrane protein 45A. The transcript has 6 exons. NCBI's taxonomy places the organism in Eukaryota, Metazoa, Chordata, Mammalia, Primates, Cebidae. The record is from RefSeq and is a predicted model, not a curated record. Bases 319 to 1146 code for a protein of 275 amino acids.
GAAGCACAUCUGGACAGCUGUGCUGAGGGGCUGUGCGGCCCCCUCGCGGGCCGACGUCAGCCGAGCACGUCCCCCACGUCCGUUCCUUCUCGCCACUUAUUAUUUAUUCGUUCUCCCAGAGAAGCAACCAGGGACCCAGAAGUUUAAAACUUUUUCCCCCUAAUGCGAGACGUGGCCAGAUCCCAUCCAACACACAGUUUAAUGUUCAUGGGGCUCUGGAUCAAAAGCUCAGAAACAGCAACAACAAAAUCCCAGCUGCUGUCUGAUUUUAAACUGGCAAACUGGGAAAAAUAAAGAGUAAACAGACCAAGUUGGAUCAUGGGGAAUUUUAGAGGUCAUGCUCUCCCUGGAACCUUCUUUUUUAUUAUGGGUCUUUGGUGGUGUACAAAGAGUAUUCUGAAGUAUGUCUGCAGAAAGCAAAAGCGAACCUGCUACCUUGGUUCCAAAGCAUUAUUCCAUCGAUUAGAAAUUUUGGAAGGAAUUACACUGGUUGGCAUGGCUUUAACUGGCAUGGCUGGGGAGCAGUUUAUUCCUGGAGGGCCCCAUCUGAGGUUAUAUGACUAUAAACAGGGCCAGUGGAACCAACUCCUGGGCUGGCAUCAUUUCACCAUGUAUUUCUUCUUUGGGCUGAUGGGUGUGGCACACAUCUUAUGUUUCACCUUCAGUUCACUUCCUUUCUGCUUAAUCAAGUUAAUGUUGUCAAAUGCCUUAUUUGUGGAGGCUUUUAUCUUCUACAACCACACUCAUGGCCGGGAAAUGCUGGACAUCUUUGUGCACCAGCUGCUGGUUUUGGUCGUCUUUCUGGCAGGCCUCAUUGCCUUCCUAGAGUUCCUUGUCAGGAACAAUGUACUUCUGGAGCUACUGCGGUCAAGCCUCAUCCUGCUUCAAGGGAGCUGGUUCUUUCAGAUUGGAUUUGUCCUGUAUCCCCCUGAUGGAAGUCCUGCAUGGGAUCUGAUGGAUCAUGAAAAUAUUAUGUUUCUCACCAUAUGCUUUUGCUGGCAUUACGCAGUAGCUCUUGUCAUCGUUGGAGUGAAUUACGCUUUCGUCACCUGGUUGGUUAAAUCUAGACUCAAGAGGCUCUGCACCUCAGAAAUUGGACUUCUGAAAAGUGUUGAACGAGAACAAGAAUCAGAAGAAGAAAUGUGACUUCGAUGGGCUUCCAGUUUUUCUAUAUAAAUCUUUUUUUUUUUUUUUUUUUUGCAUUGUUUUUGUUCUUGGUUUUGUUUCUUGAUCUUUUGCUGGAGAAUAGCUGGCUAAGGAUGACUCUCAGUGUACUGUUUGCAUUUCCAAUUUUGUUAAAGUAUUUGAAUUUAAAUAUUUUAUUUUUAGCUUUGAAAAUAUUUUGGGUGAUAAUUUCAUUUUGCACAUCAUGCGCGUCGUGGUAUUCAGGGGCUGAUUUUUUCCAGAUUAGCUAAAGUUUGAUGCCCACACUAUGAAAAAGAAAUUUGUUUUAUUUGCCUUAUAGAGAUGCUCAAGGUUACUGGGCUUGCUACUAUUUGUAACUCCUUGACCAUGGAAUUACACUUGUUUAUCUUGUUGUUGCAAUGAGAAAUAAAUGAAUGUAUGCCUUUUGGUGAAGA